GCAAGAAAAAAAAUAUAGAGAAAAAGUAUUUUCAAAUGAUUUUAUUUCAGCGUAUGUGCACAACAAAUGCAUCGCAUUUUUUUCUGCAUCCAAUUUAAUGCAAUCAAAAAUGCUGAUUGUUGUUCGGUUUUAACGUGCACACGGUCAAUUUGACAUCGACAGCAAUUGGUUUGAAAUAGAUUUUGACAUUUUGGUGCUACACAUUUUCUCAUGUAAUAAAAAACGAAAGAAAGAUGGCUGCACGAAGACAGUAGGCAAGUGAAAAAGGUAUGUUAAAUAGUGAAAUUCAAUGGAACGCGUCUGAUUGUAAUAAACAGAUAAGAUAGAAAUAUGGCAGCUGAUUUUAUGACUGGAUCAACACGAUUGCAGUGAAUAAAUUGGAAACAACUGAAAGUAUUUUAACCCGAACCAACGUAUUUUGCAGGGAUACGUGAGAAACAAGAGAGUGGAAGUACACCCCUACAUAACAAAAGCCUUCCUUUUAUUUGCACAUAAUCUCUCUCGCUUCAUCUACAUACUGUACGGCACCUCCGGCCUGUGUGCCCUUGUAUAUGUGUCGCGUGUAUUUCGUUGUUUUUGUUUAAUUCCUCCCCCAUCGACACGUUAUCUGGCUGGCUCAUUCGUUCAUCCAUUCAUCCAUUAAUCCAACCGAUCGACCAACUGCCUGGACAACGUGUGUUGGAUUGCGAUCAAAUUGGCUGGCCGAAUUAUUUACAAAUCGCGCUGGAAACACUGCCCGGUUUUCAGACAUCCGAUACGACUGACACAAGUCCAACAUUCAUUUUUGAGAGAGAGAGAAAAAAACCCGCUAAAAUUGAACAUUUUAUGAACUUGAAGUUUGAGUCGCAUAUGUCUAGAGCCCUAAGUCGUGCAAUUACAAUGACUGUCAGCGCUGAAAAGCCGUUCCAAUGUGCUGUAUGUGAAAAACAAUUCCGUCAGCUAAGUACGCUCACAAACCACUACAAAAUCCACACCGGAGAAAAGCCAUUCAAAUGUCAUAUAUGCGAUAAGCGAUUCAGGCAAUCGAGCACGUUGACGAACCAUGCGAAAAUUCAUACAGGCGAGAAACCGUUCAGCUGCAAUUACUGCGCAAAACUAUUCCGACAACUAAGCACACUAAUCAACCACACGAAGAUACACACGGGAGAAAAGCCUUUCGAAUGCGCCGUGUGCAAAAAACAAUUUAGACAGUCUAGUACUCUAAACAAUCAUAUUAAAAUCCAUGUAUCGGAUAAACCGUUCUUGCAAGAGCUGCAGGAAGCCCACAAUAAUCGAUUUAAGCAGGAGCCACAACAAGACGCAACGAUGUGAUCAUUGAUUGUAAUCAAAUCUAAAUAAAUAAGAAUUAACAUGAAAAAAAGAAGAACGAACAAAGAAAAGAAAGAAAUGAUUAAACUGCAGAGAACACACAUACACACACAAAAUCAAAUAGAAACUUUGUCAUCAAUUACUACCACCAAUCAUCAAUCGCAGAGAGAGAGAGAGAGAGAGAAUAGAAGAUAAAAAAAAUCAAACCAACCAACCAACCAUUUUAUUCAACUACACAGUUAAUUACACAGAUCAAAUGCAGAUGCAACAAAAUAUGUCAACAUAUUUUCUGAGAAACCAAGUUAUAUGAAGUGAAUUGCUUACGGGAUAAGUUAAAAAUAUUACGUAGAACAGCAAACGAUGCUAAAGAAUUUAAGCAACAUAGAAAACAAUGAGCCAUUUUCAAUAGAACAUUACAAUUUAUAUGUAGCAUUUGAAAGGAAGCCAAUAACAAUACCGUCGAAUUUUAUUCGAUCGAAAAGUUAAACCUAAAACCACUAAAGCCAUGAUUUCAAUGGAGAAGGGUGCUCACACACACACCGAAACAAAAAACCCUGCUUUAAUUCGAACACAUCGCAACAAAACUUUUAUUCAGAAUUUAGUCACUAAAUCAAAUCUCGAACGUAAUAAUUUGUAAAGGUCAUUGGUUUAACAAGCAACAAAAAAAAACAUUGCCUAGAGAGUCAGCCGAAUUAAGGAUGCGAGUAGACAAACAGCCAAAUUCCCAUCGAAUUAAAAAAAAACUAGAACAACAACCAUAACAUGUGAACGGCAACAUGGCCAAAAAAAAACUACAGAUAUCAAAAUAAAAAUUUACAAAAUUGAAACAAAACAAAAA
This is a messenger RNA of Sitodiplosis mosellana (orange wheat blossom midge), 2146 nucleotides long. RefSeq names its product adult enhancer factor 1-like. Gene Ontology annotation, cellular component: nucleus. The transcript is spliced from 5 exons. Gene Ontology annotation, biological process: regulation of transcription by RNA polymerase II. The record is from RefSeq and is a predicted model, not a curated record. Lineage: Eukaryota; Metazoa; Arthropoda; Insecta; Diptera; Cecidomyiidae. Gene Ontology annotation, molecular function: RNA polymerase II cis-regulatory region sequence-specific DNA binding; DNA-binding transcription factor activity, RNA polymerase II-specific. The coding region runs from base 826 to 1311 and encodes 161 amino acids.